Molecule: messenger RNA, 651 nt
Organism: Papilio polytes (common Mormon)
Lineage: Eukaryota; Metazoa; Arthropoda; Insecta; Lepidoptera; Papilionidae
Product: glutathione S-transferase 1-like
Exons: 5
Coding region: 1-651 (216 amino acids)
Biological process (GO): glutathione metabolic process
Molecular function (GO): glutathione transferase activity
Source: RefSeq, a predicted model, not a curated record
AUGGUUCUAAAACUAUACAAGAUGGACGCUAGUCCUCCGUCGAGAGCCGUCAUGAUGACGAUUAAAGCUGCCAACAUUCCUGAUGUUGAAAUUAUCGAUGUCAAUAUGCAAGAACGAGAUCAUCUAAAAGACGAAUAUGUUAAGAUAAAUCCACAACAUACUGUGCCGACCUUGCAGGAUGAUGAGUUUUGUAUAUGGGACAGUCACGCAAUAGCUGUAUAUUUGCUAACAAAAUACAGCACAAACACAACACUUUAUCCAUCGGACCCCAAGCAGCGAGCGAUUAUAGACCAGAGACUGCACUUUGAUAGUGGAAUACUCUUCCCGAACUUACGUGGAGUUGUCGAACCAUUAGUAUACAGAGGUGAAAAAUCAAUAAAGCAAGAAUCAUUGGAUAAAAUCAAAUCUGGGUACGAAUUUACUGAAAAAUUCCUGACGAAACGUUGGAUCGCAGGAGAUGAGUUUACACUAGCCGAUAUUUGCUUCUUGGCCUCUAUCAGGUCAUCGUGUGAGAUAGUACCAAUCGACCCUGCAGUGUUUCCUAAACUCACUGAUUGGUUAAAUCGCUGCAAAGAGCUGGAUUACCACAAGAGCAUAAAUGAGCCAGGUUCAGUACUUCUUGGGAAUGUAGUUAGGAGUUUCCUUGGUUGA